This is a messenger RNA of Thrips palmi, 5590 nucleotides long. RefSeq names its product probable ribonuclease ZC3H12D. Gene Ontology annotation, molecular function: RNA endonuclease activity; mRNA binding; metal ion binding. The transcript has 7 exons. Bases 572 to 2623 code for a protein of 683 amino acids. The record is from RefSeq and is a predicted model, not a curated record. Lineage: Eukaryota; Metazoa; Arthropoda; Insecta; Thysanoptera; Thripidae. Gene Ontology annotation, cellular component: nucleus; cytoplasmic ribonucleoprotein granule.
AUGCGAAAUAUGGCGGUACGGAGUAUGACAAAUCCUGGUGGCGGAAGUCCAGCAGAAGACACCUGCUAGACGCUUUAAACUGGUCAUAGCGAAGAAUUGCCAGCGUUUUCCUCAGGAUUUCCAUUGCCAGUUCAUUCCUUGUAAUUGGAUCAGCAUUUAUCCGCAGCUCUUUCCAUAGAAUUUCCGCACGUGAGCGAAUAAAAGAGUUUAAUCGUGAUGCUGCGCGUGUCUGCGUUUGAACUGUCGCGGCUUUUCGCUGUCAGACUCAAUUUUAAAAACUGAUCCAGAGUAUCUUUUGAGUGCUCAGUGUGAACGUAAAAAAUUACCUGAUUCUAGGAAACGUUUUGUUUUGUUCGAAGGACUUUGCAUUUGCGAGAAUAGAGCGAUUUCGUAGCGUCGGCUGCUCGGGCCAGCGGGAACGUUCUUCACACGGCGGUGACUCCGGCCAAACAUGAAAGAGACAGAGAAGAGGGGUCCAGUCCUACAGUCCAGUUGGUCCAGGGGAGAAAGUUGAUGAUAAUGUUAAUUUGUUUACGUUCUAACAUCUGUCCAUGCGCGCACCCCCUGCGAUAUGGAAGAAACUUCAAGAAGUCACUCGUAUGUCUGUGUGAAAGUUGAGCACGUUGGUGUCAUCCGCGAGAAAUUAAAAGAGAUCCGCGAAAAGUUCCGUGUGAGUCUCCACGAAGUGCCUGCCCCCCAGGCAAAACCAGAUUGUGGUACGGAUGCGGAUUCGGCGGGCUUGAGUGUCCUGUUCUUUACCGUGGAGAAAAGCGGGGAUGCAUCCCAGAUCGAAGUAUCUCAGACGGCGAAUCGAGUCCAGUGCUUCGUGGACUCGCUGUGCUCCGGGCUGGGAGACCAUGGCGACGACUCGAGCUACGACAGCGACGCCGAGGCCGAGGGGGAGGCGGAGGCCGAGGGGGACGACGUGAGGCACCAGGAUGUGAGCCGCACCACCUCCGAGACCCUCGCCGCCGAGUACGCCGACUACAUCACUCAGCAGGGGGACGCGGCGGUGUCGCGGCUCGAGUUCGGCAUCAGGCUGGGCUACACGGAGCCGCUGGUGCGCGCGGCGCUGCGGCGCCUGGGGCCCAACCCCGCGCAGAAUGAGCUGCUGGCCGAGCUGAUCCGGCAGGCGCAGUCCGCGCAGCCCAACGCGCAGCAGCCCGCCCAGCACGCCCCGAGCGCGCAGCACCCGCAGCACGCGCAGCACCCCCGCAGGCAGGCCGGCGUCGGGGCGGCGGCGGCCGGCGCCUGCGCGGCCACGGCGGCCGACGACGACGCCGCGCUGCAGCCGCGGCCGCGACUCCGGCCCAUCGUCAUCGAUGGCAGCAACGUGGCCAUGGGGCACGGCAACAAGGAGGUGUUCUCGUGCCGGGGGCUGCGCCUGUGCGUGGACUGGUUCCGCGCGCGGGGCCACACCGACAUCACCGUGUUCGUGCCCAAGUGGCGCAAGGAGGCGCCGCGCCCCGACAACCUGAUCACGGAGCAGGCCAUCCUGGGCGAGCUGGAGCGCGAGCGGCUGCUGGUGUACACGCCGUCGCGCCUGGUGGGCGGCAAGCGCGUCGUCUGCUACGACGACCGCUACGUGCUGCGGCUGGCCGCCGACACGGGCGGCGUCGUCGUCAGCAACGACAACUACCGGGACCUGGCGCAGGAGAACGCCGAGUUCCGGCGCGUCGUGGAGCAGCGCAUCCUCAUGUUCUCGUUCGUCAACGACAGGUUCAUGCCCCCGGAAGACCCGCUGGGACGGUCGGGGCCGUCACUGGACCAGUUUCUCCGUCUGCCCGCCGCCCGCACCGACGCGCCGCCGCCCUGCCCCUACGCCAAGAAGUGCACCUACGGCAACAAGUGCAAGUUCAGCCACCCGGAGCGCGGCCUGCUGCCGCACAAGUCCGUCACCGAGAGGCUGGCCGAGCAGGCCCAGAAGCACCUGGUGGCCGCGGGGCUGGCGCGCACGGGGCCAGGCAAGCUGCUCAAGGGGAAGUCCCUGAGCCUGCCGCUGGACUCGGACGUGCAGCCCGUGGUGCGGAAGAACCCGUUGACGCGGUCGCACUCCACCGUGCCGGGGACGGGCAUGACGGGCAUGAUGCCGACCGCGGCGUCGGCCCUGGGCGCGCCCCCCAGCGACGCGGCGGUCAACGCGGCCAACCUGCACCGGCCGCUGCAGCGCCAGCUCAGCCUCAACCCGACCUACGACGCGCGGCUGGCGCAGAUGCGCAAGGCCAUGGGCAUGCCGCCGAUGCAGCUGCAGCCUCCAUUGCAGCCGCAGAUGCAGCCGCCCAGCGCGGCCGCCCCCGUCGAGGCCCUCCCCGUGCACGCCGGCGUCUCGCGGAUCGCCUCGGCGCCCGAGUCGUACCGGACCUGGGCGCAGCAGCAGCGCAGGCUGGGCGGCGCGGGCGGCAGCGACCCGCAACUGCAGAUGCAGCUGCAGCAGAGCCCCGCCUGGAACCAGGCGCUGUACCACCACCAGGCCCAGCAGGCGCGCCACCGCAUGCACUACCACCUGGCCUCCAUCUUCCCCGAGGAGCUGGUCGCCACCGCCAUGAGCCUCUACCCCGACGAGGUGGACGCCCAGAAGAUCUGCGCCGCCAUCCUGAGCCUGCAGACCGAGCCCAAGCGUUGAGUGGCUUGACGCCCUUAGAAACAUGGCGUCUUGUUCGAGCUGGAAGGUGUUUGCAAGCCGCAUGUUGUCAUGAAAAUAUUUUGCAAGCAUUUUGUCUGUAAAUUUUAGGGAAGUGUUUUGUUGUGAUAUGGUUUGACCUCGAUUGUGAUUGAAAGAGCAGCCUUAUUCUAAAUCAGGCAUAAGAUUUUUGUUGUUUUUGUUGUAGGACUUUCUUGCUGGCCAAGAAACUAGGGGUGGGAAUGCCUUUGUGCCCUGCAAAGAGUAUGUCAAGAAUGAGUCGCAAGAGUUGAUUAUGCUCAAAGCAUACCUUGCUGUGAUUUCUUUCUCACAGUUUGACAUUUUCUUACAUCUUGAAGAAGUGUCUUGUUAUUAUUGUUUGUAGGAAAUCUUUUACAGGAUAUUGUUUGGGUAUUUAGAAUUCCACUUGUUAUUUGUAAAAUGUUCAUAUCUAAUAUUUUCUCUGUCCUUUUUCUUUCUAGAAAACUAAUUUUUCUAAGAUCUGUGCCAUUUUUGUAAACUCCUUCUCUCUCUUUGUAUUGGUGAGUUUACAUGUAAUAACCGUUAUGAUCUAAAUUGUUGAACAAGACAUGCUCCAAGAGUUUGAAUGGAGUGAGUGUUGCAUCUCAAAUUAAGACUUGAAUCUUAUUUAUAAAUUUCAAUGUUAGUAAUUUAUUUAAUGGACCACUCUGCUACAAUUAUCAAUUGCACUAGAUGCAAGGAUGAAAAAGCAUGGCGUUGGUUAGUUUUAAAGAAAAACAACAGUAGUCUGCCACUGUCAAAAAAGUGUCAAACUCAUGACUUGUUCAUGUUCCAAAAGACCAAUAUCUUUGAAGGUAGUUAGCGGCUUGAGCUGUUGAAUUUUUUUCUUUCUCUAGCCAAUUUCUGUAUCAGAAAAAUGCUUUAGAAGUUUUAAAUUCUUUGCAGUUCUCGUAAUUGUUCAAUGGUCACUCAUUUUCUCCACAAAUUUCAUUUUAUGUUAAAUUUACUGGAGAAUAGAACUGUUUUUUCUUGUUUGUAAUUUUUAAUAACUAUUCUGUCCUUUGGCUGUGACAUAGUAGCAAGCAAAUAAGUAAAAAUCUUUUUUAAGAGGCUAUACUUUGUGAAUGAAAAAUUUGAUGUUUUAGCCUGUAAGUGAUGCAGAUUUUUAAAUCCUGCAUGACCAAAUUUUUGGUUUAUUCCGUUUAUUCAUUCCUCUCUUGAAUCUUCAAUCUUUACACGGUUGAAUAUUCAUUGAUGUUUGCUAGAAACUCGCUGAUUUCUUUAGGAUGCUACUCAUUGUCAAAUGGGUAAGAGUUACUGGUUGACUAAGUGAAAGAACUUGAAAAUAAUUGUCUUCCUGGAAGAACUCUAUAUGUUUGUGAACAAACAGCAUAUUGUAAUCAAACCUGACGAUUUUUAUAGAUCUAUCCAAAAUGGUAGUGCCUUAAUGCAUUUGUUGCAUUCUUGUUGCCUACCUUUCUUGGAUUAACAUUUAUUGCCUUGUGGUUAUAUCAAAAUUAACAUGUUUGUUGCAUAUGUAUUGUGCUGUUAUGUAUGUCUCUUGGACUUAUUAGUUUUUAGAAAGAGUAUUUUGUUGUUAGUAUGUUAUUUCCUCUUUCUUCUGUGCAUUCCUUUGAUAUUCUACAAAAAUCUGAUCACUGAAAGAUCCCCUGUUUUUAAAUAGAGUGAAUUUUAUAUGUCCUCAAAAGGAUUUCGCUGACAAUGUUAAGUUCUAUUUUGUACAUUGCAGUUUUAGGUAAACACUACUUAAUGCAGAUUUCAUAAUACAAUUGCUUUUGUACAUAAGUCUAUGUAACAUUCCUGAAAAGUGAUGAAGGAUCUACGCUUGAAGAUGGAUGUUAUCUAUUUUACCGUAAGAUUCUGAAACGGGCAAAGGCUUACAUUCCAAGUACAUUUUAGUGAAACAAUUUAUGACAUGUUGUUAAGUUGUUGCUCGUCACUUUUCUUUUCUUACUGAUUUGCUUACUUUUGUCUAUCUUAGUGUUUUUCUCAGCUUUGUUCCCUCCUUUUUAUUUGUUUUGAACAAUUUUUUUGUUUUUGUUUUAAGUCUGAUGCAAUCGUGCAUAUUGUUAUUAUUCAGCUCUCUAGCUAAGUUGUUUCUGUUAAUUUUAACACCUUUUUGAACCUUUUUUUUUUUCAUACAUCGUAAUUUUGUGGGGGUUUUAUUUUUUUGGAUUGAUGCUAUUGUAAUAAAUGUCAGUCAGAGACCAUUUUAUAUUUGUUUUGAAUUUUGACAAACUUCCAACAUCAUUUUGUUAUGAUGCUUUGUGAUGGAGGUUUUGGCUGUGAUUUGAAACAUUCCUUGGUUGACUGUAGUAUUAGUCAUUUUUCAAUCAACAUAGAAUGUUUUCCCCCAGACUGUGUCCCUUGUCUCACCUGCCAGACAGAUAUUGUCAACCAAAUGGCUGUUACCAGGUCCAUAUGAGUAUUGUAUGGACAUGAUUGCAUCCACUUUAAUUUUAUGUGCACAAUUGGGCCUUCUGUGGGUUAAAUUCUUUACAUUUCAUGUUAUGUAAUACCACUUUAAUGGCUCUUGCUCUCAGCUUACUCAAGAAGUUGUUUAAAAGUAUCAAACUGCUUCACUGGAGUGCUUAGUAAAAUAAUCUGCCUAUCUCUUUCCUCUUGUUGUUUUUCUUUCUUUGGUAUGUUAUUCUAAGUAAUUUUGUUGUAAGAAAUAUGUUUUUUUCUUCUUAAAAACAUAGUUAUGUUAAUAACAACGAAUAUCUCCAUUAUGUUAUAUGGGAACACACACGUUUUAUUUAUGUUGAACUACGUUUUAUGUAGGCUUUUGUAUUGGGUAUUCCAAAGAAGUGUAUAUACAUUUAUGGCAUUGGUGAUAGACUAUUUACUUAAAUUAGCCAUUCCAAAAUUUAUAUUUAAUUGCAAAGUGAGUUCUAUCUCUUUGUAAUGUUCCAUUCCAUAACAAAUUAUGUUUGAAUAAAGUGACCGACCCACACAAUAACAAAA